GCUCGCUUGACCCUCCUGGGCAGCGCCUGCCUCCUGGGCUGCUCCAACGGGCAGGCGGAGGCGUUUGUCGCCGUCUCGAGCGGGUCUCGCGAGAGUUCCCUCCCUCGGCCGGGAGGCGGAGAACAGCGCCGUUUCCCCUCCCCUCGCUGCCUGGCUGCCUGCCUCCCUCCCCCUCCAGGAAGAGCCUGGGCCCGACACGGGAAGAUGGCGGCGGCCGGAGGCGGCGGCAGCGGCAGCGCGGGCUGCGGCGGCUCCCGGGCGGCAGGAGGGCCCGAGCUGUGAGACCCCCAAGGCAGGGCCGGCGUGAACGGGCGAGCGGCGGCGGAGGAUGAGCUUGCUUUGCGCUCAGUAUCUCCGGCAGGCAGAAGUCCUGAAGGCUGACAUGACGGAUUCAAAGCUGGGUCCAGCUGAGGCCUGGACAUCCAGACAGGCUUUGCAGGACUUAUACCAGAAAAUGCUGGUAACAGAUUUGGAGUAUGCAUUGGACAAAAAAGUGGAACAAGAUCUGUGGAAUCAUGCCUUUAAGAAUCAGAUCACAACUCUACAGGGUCAAGCAAAAAACCGAUCAAAUCCAAAUCGGAGUGAAGUUCAGGCUAACCUCUCUCUGUUCUUAGAGGCAGCUAGUGGCUUCUACACACAGCUACUGCAGGAGCUGUGCACAGUGUUUAAUGUAGAUUUGCCCUGUCGUGUGAAGUCCUCCCAACUGGGAAUUAUCAGCAAUAAACAGACGCACACCAGCGCCAUUGUGAAGCCACAAUCUAGCUCCUGCUCAUAUAUAUGCCAGCACUGCCUUGUCCACCUUGGAGACAUUGCUCGCUACAGAAAUCAGACCAGCCAGGCUGAGUCCUACUACAGACAUGCAGCUCAGCUUGUCCCAUCCAAUGGUCAGCCUUACAAUCAGCUGGCUAUUUUAGCAUCCUCCAAAGGAGAUCACCUGACCACAAUUUUCUACUACUGCAGAAGCAUUGCUGUGAAGUUCCCUUUCCCAGCUGCCUCUACUAACCUACAAAAAGCACUUUCUAAAGCACUGGAAAGUCGUGAUGAGGUGAAGACUCAAUGGGGAGUGUCUGAUUUCAUUAAGGCAUUUAUAAAAUUCCAUGGCCAUGUGUAUCUGAGUAAGAACUUGGAGAAAUUGAACCCUCUUCGUGAGAAAUUAGAGGAGCAGUUCAAGAGGCUGCUGUUCCAAAAAACCUUUAAUUCUCAGCAGUUAGUCCACAUUACCGUCAUCAACCUGUUUCAGUUGCAUCACUUACGAGACUUUAGCAAUGAGACUGAGCAGCACAGUUACAGUCAGGAUGAACAGCUCUGCUGGACACAGAUUCUGGCUCUAUUCAUGUCUUUUCUUGGAAUCCUGUGCAAGUGUCCUCUCCGGAAUGAUUACCAGGAAGAGUCUUGGGGUUCUUAUCCCCUUCCUGCACUUAAAGUCUCAAUGGACUGGCUGAAACUUAGACCCAGCGUAUUUCAGGAAGCUGUGGUUGAUGAAAGACAAUAUAUUUGGCCUUGGCUGAUUUCCCUGCUAAAUAGUUUUCAGCCUCAUGAGGAAGACAUCUCCUGCCCUAAUGCCACCCCUCUCCCAGAGGAGUUUGAGCUGCAGGGAUUCUUAGCUUUGAGACCCUCUUUCAGGAACUUGGAUUUUUCAAAAGGCCAUCAAGGGAUUUCAGGAGACAAAGAAGGGCAGCACCGGCGAAUACGGCAACAGCGCCUGAUCUUCACAGGCAAAUGGAUUGCUGACAACCAGCCAAGGCUGAUCCAAUGUGAAAUUGAGAUUGGGAAACUUCUGUUUUUGACAGAGAUCCCAGAAUUGCUGCUUGAUGACUAUAGUGAAUUGAAACAGAGUCACAUUCUGCAGGAAGCAGCAGAGCCACAGUUUGCAGACGGGAGCCCAGGACUUAAGUCAGUGCUGUCAACAGGUCGAAACCUGAGCAGCAGCUGUGAUGCAGGAGAUAAGCCAAUGGUGACAUUCAAAGAGAACAUUAAACCCCGAGAGGUAAACAGGGAGCAAGGCCGAAACUAUCUGACUAAGGAAGUGGGUAGGGAAAGAAGGGAUUAUAGUAAAGGAAUAACAGUCAAUAAAAAUGAUGGGAAGAAGGACAACAACAACAACAAGAGGAAGAACGAGAUCAAGAAAUGUGGCAUGGAAAAGAUGCAGGAAGCAGGGAAGCAGAAUGUAGCAGUGCAGGUAAAAUCCCAGACUGAGUUGAGGAAGACUCCCGUGUCUGAAGCCAGGAAAACACCAGUCACUCAGUCUCCCAACCAGGCCAGCAACUCCCAGUUCAUACCCAUCCAUCACCCAGGAGCUUUCCCUCCUCUUCCUAGCCGGCCAGGCUUCCCACCUCCCGCCUAUGUUAUCCCCCCUCCUGUGGCUUUCCCUAUGGGCUCAGGAUAUACUUUCCCAGGUGGCGUUUCUGUCCCAGGAACCUUUCUUCAGCCUGCAGCUCAUUCACCUGCAGGAAACCAGGUGCAAGCUGGGAAACAAUCCCACAUUCCUUACAGCCAGCAGCGGCCCUCUGGACCAGGCCCAAUGAACCAGGGACCUCAGGCACCCUCCCCUUCUCAGCAGUCCCUUGCAUCCUUACCAGCUCAGGCAACAGCACAGUCUGCAAGCCAGUUGCAGGUCCAGGCUCUGGCCCAGCAGCAGCAGCAACAGCAACAGCAGCAACAACAACAGUCCCCUACAAAAGCUGUUCAGGCCUUAGGGAAGAGUUCUCCACACCACUCUGGAUUCCAGCAGUAUUCCCAGGCAGACUCCUCCAAGCAGCUCUGGAAUCCUCCUCAGGUCCAAGGCCCGUUGGGGAAGAUCAUGCCUGUGAAGCAGCCCUACUAUCUUCAGGGCCAAGACCCCCUAAAACUGUUUGAACAGUCCAUGCAGCCUCCCCUCCUGCAACAGCAGCAGCCUCUGGAGAAGAAGAUGAAGCCUUUCCCCAUGGAGCCAUAUAACCAGAAUCCCUCAGAGGUUAAGGGGCCAGAAUUUUACUGGGACUCCUAUGGCAUGGCUGAUAACCGCAUCAUGAUGGCACAGCAGCAAGCUAACAUGGACCGCAGAGGGAAACGUCAGCCAGGAGUCUUCCGCCCAGAGCAGGAUCCAGUGCCUAGGAUGGGUUUUGAGGACCCCAAGAGCUCCCCUCUGCUUCCUCCGGACCUGUUAAAGAGUCUGGCUGCCUUGGAGGAGGAGGAAGAGCUGGUUUUCUCUAAUCCUCCUGAUCUUUACCCAGCUCUGCUGGGUCCUCUCACCUCUCUUCCUGGACGAAGCCUCUUUAAAUCACUGCUGGAGAAACCAUCAGAUCUAAUGUCUCAGUCAUCUUCUUUCUUGUCGCUCACGGGCUUCUCUCUUAAUCAGGAAAGAUACCCAAACAGCAUGUUCAAUGAGCUUUAUGGUAAAAACCUCAAUGCCAGCACAAAACCAGAGGUCGCUCCAUCAGUGGCGCACCAGGAGACUUCACUCUACUCCCUCUUUGAAGGUACUCCGUGGUCUCCAUCUCUUCCAGCCAGUUCAGAUCAUUCAACACCAGCUAGUCAGUCUCCUCAUUCCUCUAACCCAAGCAGCUUGCCAAGCUCUCCUCCAACCCACAACCACAAUUCUGUUCCAUUUUCCAACUUUGGGCCCAUUGGGACUCCAGACAACAGGGAUCGGAGGGUCGUAGAUCGAUGGAAGACUGAUAAGCCAGCAAUGGGAGGAUUUGGCCUGGACUAUCUCCCAGCAACAUCUUCCUCAUCAGAGAGUAGCUGGCACCCAGCCAGCACUCCCAGUGGUACCUGGUCAGCCCAUGGCCCGUCUGUAGAGGAUUCAUCAGCUGUGCUUAUGGAAAGCCUGAAGUCUAUCUGGUCCAGUUCGAUGAUGCACCCUGGACCGUCUGCCCUGGAGCAGCUGCUGAUGCAGCAGAAGCAGAAGCAGCAACGUGGGCAAGGGGCCAUGAAUCCACCGCACUGAGAACGAAAGGGUGGCAACCUUUGCAACCGAAAAGCUCCAUACAUCAUGGCAUGUUGGGUUUGCAGGACUGUCUCACACGGCCCUGUGCGCGUGGCAGCCCUCUCUUCUGUUCCUUGCCGUCAGGAGGGCGUAAGUGCUCCACCAACCCACUGAGUGUGCACGAAAAUGUCUGCAGUGCAACGGAAAACCAACACCAGGAACUCUCCCAUCCCUCCGGGGCCCUCUGGAGGGAGAGAGGGACUGCUGUUUGUCUCACGGUAACCCGAUAUCACCGCCUCUCACCUUCUCCAUCGUGCAUGUCCCCAGCCAUGUGGGAAAAUAAAAUGCUGAGAAUGAAGAGCAGAUGGGAGAAGCCACUGAGAACUUCUCAAUCCUUCUCCUCAGUUCUGGGGAAACCAAUAGGAGUCUAUUACCGAUAGCUUUGCUGACUGAGAAUGUAGUUGAAAUUUAUUCCUCAACAUCUAAAUUUCCAAUUAUUACUCUCUCAGUUGUAAGGCCACACUGAAUUCUUCCAUACACAGGUGUGCUUUUUGUAGUCAGUGUGUAGCAACCCCUCCAGUCGCUGGUCCAGCCCAAGGUGGGUGGGGGUGCUAGCGUCCGUCUCCCGAGUUGGGUAAGAGUUUUCGGAAGGAGAAUCUGCCCCCUCCAGUACCACUUCCACCUUUUUCUCAGAGGUCGUCCCUGGAAUAAUCCCAAGCGGGGGAAAUUCCAGUACUGAAGUGCAGUGGUCACUGCAGGGCUCUCCGUUAGGGCAAGCAAACCACUGCUAUGGGGUUUUAAGUUAAAUGGUUCAGAUUCCUGUACAUUUUAUGAUAGUGUAGUGACCAGCCUCAUGAAAUGGCAAGCUGGUCUGUGCAUUCACAGCCUGACUCCCUUUUUUAUGUAGGUAGAUUAAAAGCUUUGUGUCUUUUCCCCCACCCCCUUUCUCCCUCCUCCUCCUCCUUCCCCUUUCCAUGCUGGUUGCUUGUAGUUUUGUUCUUCAUAUACAGCAUCCCAGUCGUAGCAGGAUAAUGGGGAGUAAAGGAGCUAGUCUGGACAGGAUGAUGUGUGCAAUCCCUCUCCCUAUAGGUGUAUGCCCCCUCCACAGGCCUGCAUACAUGGAAGUUCAAGGCAGCAGAGGACACAUCACAUGGAGCCCGCACACAGAAGCCAAGCGUCCUACUUGCCCCUACAAGGGUGCACAAUGGGGACAAAGGGUUCCACUGGAUAUAUUUAUUUGAGCAGAAGGAAGACUGCAAAUCUUCUUGCAUAGGAUAAAAGGACAGCAUUUAUUUUUGUUUCCCAGCGUAGUUACGGAAGCAACCUAAAUACGAGAAACUGCUGCAGUCGCAGGAGUGUGUGUGUGUGUGCGCGCGUCUGUCAGUUCAGGAUCUGCAAGCUGGGAAAUGGCUGCAGAGCAAAGCACAUCCAGGGUCCACAAGGGACGUUGUGGAGUCGGGGAGCAGCCCCAUAUUGACUUGAUAUAAAAGGGAAGAUGUAUGCAUAGUGCUCUGUCUAGGAUAGGAAUUGGACCCCCUUUGCCUCCCCAUGCUAGCAGUGUUGCUGCUCUGCAUCACAUCUCUAAACGAUGUUCCUCCGAAGCAAAAGUCUCAAGGAUUAAGUUCCUCUUCUGGUUGUAAUCUUCAGCUGAGACCCUCUGUGCUUCUUUGAUGCCCUGCCCCUGCUUCCAGCCCACCCUUCUUCCAGUUUGUGUAUUUGAGCUGUGCAUCAAGGCAGCUGCAACAUUCCAGCGUUUGAACCACCACCGAUUCUUGCACCCUAGGCAACCUAACCAGGUUCAUCAUCUGACUCUCUCAGCAGCGCCAGAGUCCCAGCCCAUAGGCUCCCAUUUCUGCAUGAGAAGUCUGGUGUUUAGAAUGUUUUUCUUGAUCUUUUGAGCAGGGCUCCCUAUCCCCCCCCCCCGUACUUACACACCCACACCCACCCUGCUGUCAGGAGCCUCAAGGGAAGGGAAGAUCUCCCCCCAGCAGAGAAAACUGGUUUGUGUCGUAAGCUUCUUUUGUGUUUUUGUCUGUCUGUGCGAGACCUGCAGCUGCUGAACUCAGCUUUGCCUUUAAUUAAACCAUGUUCUCUACAGCCAGCCUUGUGUAGUUACAUCUUCUUUCAUCACUGAGCUGCAGUUGAAAACUGUAUUGAUUGUUUCCCCACCCCCACCCCAAAAGGGGAAGUGCUAAGUUAUGACAUCUUACUCUGUUCAGUAGUGAAAGGGGUUGAUAGUGCAAUGGAAGUUUUGACUGCACUUAAGCAUCUAGGUGGGGACAAGUCCAGAGCAGACGAGGUUGCAGCAAAAUAUUACCUCCUGUUUGAUUUCAGCUACAGAGAGUUACAAAAGGGCUGGUGGUGACAAAAUGCUAGAGGCAUACACAUUGCUAAAUAGUUUUCCAGAACUUGGGUACUAUAAAUAUCUAAUGUUUGGCUGAUUGAACUCUUUGGAACCAGAAUGAAAUUGCCAGCCCUUUUUACUAAGGAGUCGUUUCAUGAUUUCUUUAAGUCUGAGUGGUAAGACAGACACACACAUUAAAGAACAAUGCAGUUUUAUUGAGAAAAUGACAGAACUGCAGCUUUUUGUGGAAACUUCGAACAUCUAAAAGUGACUGAGAGCUGUACUGCCUUUCAAGGAUUUAUUAAGCAUUUCAAAAUGUAGCUAUCAUUCUGGAAAGGCAUUGCAGAGUAACUGAACCACUGAUGAUUAAUCACCUGGAAGCUGAAUUCUUGCAAACUAACUUUUCAAGUCUGUUAACUGGGAUUCCCAGGUUGUAUCCCAGAGACACACAUGCAGUUAAGAAAAACCACCAAAACUCUUUUGCCGCAGGACAUGAGAGGCCUUGUAGCUUCUCCUGCACCUUUUGUUUCAUCUUGAAUAAGGUGCCCUGAUAAAUAAGGUGUUACAGCAAGAGGAUGCAGAACAGACUUCAGAAGCCAAGGGGGAUUCAUCUUAGAGAAGUUAAAGCUGUGUGCAUGUCCUCUGUAGACAGUGACUUGGGAACCCGUGCCAGAAACUGAAAUGGACAACCAUGUUGUCUGCUAUUGCUGUAACCAUUAUGACUGGUCAUAGAAGGAUGAACCCAACAGUUUUCUCAUAUAACCAGUUUGGCUCAUGUUUUAGCUA
This is a messenger RNA of Zootoca vivipara (common lizard), 7037 nucleotides long. It is a transcript of the gene SMG7, whose product is annotated as SMG7 nonsense mediated mRNA decay factor. Gene Ontology annotation, molecular function: telomeric repeat DNA binding; telomerase RNA binding; protein binding. The record is from RefSeq and is a predicted model, not a curated record. Gene Ontology annotation, biological process: nuclear-transcribed mRNA catabolic process, nonsense-mediated decay. Gene Ontology annotation, cellular component: telomerase holoenzyme complex. NCBI's taxonomy places the organism in Eukaryota, Metazoa, Chordata, Lepidosauria, Squamata, Lacertidae.